AUUUUAUUAAUUUUCACUUGUAUAUAUAAAAUAUUUUAAUUCAGCAUGCCUUCUCCAACUGGAAGAGAGACCCCACGAACCCCUCAUCAAAGAGGUGACGGUUCAGAGACACCCGCAAGAGACGAGGUACCAGAAACGCCAACUACUGGAACCCCUAGUAGAAGAAGAGCUCAAACCCCAAGACAGGAUGUAUCUCCAGCGAAAAGUGUAGCUUCUUCGACCAGAACUCCUAGAAAGAGAGCUGCUACGCCUGCAAAAAGUGUCACCUCUUCUGUUGACACUCCUAUGCGAUGGGGUGCACCCAGAAGAGAUGUAGACGCUUUGAGUGAGAUACCACCGUCCCCUGCACAUAGUUUAGCACCAACUAGUCCUGGUACAGCCCUGGCCAUAAGUGAAAUUGACUUGAGUUCUCCUCUAAACUAUGGCACGCCGAGUUCGUUAGGUUCCAUUCGGACCCCGAGGUCUGGUAUAAGAGGCACUCCUAUUCGAAUGAGGCCCGAUGUAAGAUCUGAUAAGAGAAUUCGACAGGUUAAUGUUGGCGCUGAUGCUGCGCUUGAGGCAAUACCAGAAAGUCAAGAAUCAGAUUCUACCGCACCGCAUUUAGUGAUCUGGGGCACGAAUGUCUCUGUAGCUGAAUGCAAAGAGAAAUUCAAGCAGUUCAUCCUGCGGUUCAUAGAUCCAAAUGCCGACGUUGAUGAAAGAACUGACGAUAUGAAUCUCAAUGAACCUCUUUACUUACAAAAGCUAGAAGAAAUUCAUACCUUGGAGGAACCGUUCUUAAACGUAAAUUGCGCCCAUAUAGAAACGUACGAUGCCAAUUUAUACAGGCAAUUGGUUUGUUAUCCGCAGGAAGUUAUACCUACGUUCGAUAUGACAGUCAAUGAGAUGUUUUAUGAACGUUACCCCGCUGCCGUGUUGGAACAUCAAAUCCAAGUUCGUCCUUUCAAUGCUGAGAAAACUAGAAACAUGAGGUCCUUAAACCCGGAAGAUAUCGACCAACUUAUAACGAUUUGCGGUAUGGUGAUUCGCUCAUCCAAUAUAAUGCCGGAGAUGAGGGAAGCUUUUUUCAAAUGCAUCGUUUGCCAAUUUACAACGACGGCAGAGAUCGACAGGGGUCGUAUCACCGAACCGACUUUGUGCUCCAGCUGUAAUACCAAUUACUGUUUUACGUUGGUGCAUAACAGGUCCCAAUUUACCGAUAAGCAGAUGAUAAAGUUGCAGGAGUCUCCAGAUGAUAUGCCGGCUGGCCAAACUCCGCACACCGUGGUUCUGUUUGCUCACAAUGAUUUAGUCGACGCUGUUCAACCCGGCGACCGUGUCACCGUGACUGGUAUUUACAGAGCCCAACCCAUGCAGGUGAAUCCACGCAUGAGGAAUAUCCGUUCGGUGUACAAGACGCACAUAGACGUGUUACAUUUCCGAAAAAUCGACCAUAAGAGGCUCUACAAGGAAGAAGACGGUAAGGACCACCUUUUCACUCCUCAAAGGCUGAAAUUGAUGGAAGAACUUGCAAAGCUGCCCGACGUCUACGAUAGACUGGCCAGGGCGCUGGCACCUUCUAUUUACGAGAACGAGGACGUUAAGAAAGGAAUAUUGUUGCAGUUAUUCGGGGGCACCAAGAAGACUUUCGUUUCGUCCGGCCGAUCAAAUUUCAGGGCAGAAAUAAAUAUUUUGCUGUGCGGUGACCCGGGCACCUCGAAGUCUCAGUUGCUGCAAUACGUCUACAAUUUAGUACCGAGAAGCCAGUACACGUCUGGAAAGGGCUCCUCAGCGGUUGGCCUGACCGCCUACGUUACUAAAGAUCCCGAAACCAGACAGCUCGUCCUCCAAACCGGCGCUCUGGUUCUAGCUGACAACGGCAUAUGUUGCAUCGACGAGUUCGACAAGAUGAACGAUUCCACUCGUAGCGUUCUUCACGAGGUUAUGGAACAACAGACUCUCAGUAUCGCCAAGGCCGGUAUUAUCUGUCAAUUAAAUGCGAGAACUUCUAUUUUAGCCGGCGCCAAUCCAAGCGAGUCGCAGUGGAACAAAAAUAAAACUAUCAUAGAAAACGUGCAGUUGCCGCAUACUUUGCUGUCGAGAUUUGAUUUGAUUUUCCUAAUCCUGGAUCCGCAAAAUGAGUUAUUCGACAGGAGGCUGGCGCGGCACUUGGUUUCCCUCUACUACAAAACAAGAAAUGAGGAGGAGGACGAAAUUCUGGACAUGUCUAUCCUAAGGGACUACAUCGCGUACGCAAAGGAACGGGUGCACCCGAAACUAAGCGACGAGGCCGCCCAAAAACUCAUCCAGUCCUACGUGGACAUGCGUAAGAUCGGCUCGGGUCGGGGACAAAUAACCGCAUACCCCAGACAGCUCGAAUCGCUGAUUCGCCUUUCGGAGGCACGCGCCAAGGUGCGUUUUUCGCAGACCGUCGAAAUCGAAGACGUGGAGGAGGCAUACAGGUUGCACCGUGAGGCCUUAAAACAAUCCGCCACGGAUCCGCUCUCCGGUAAGAUCGACGUCGGCAUACUGACGACUGGUUUGAGCAGCGCCGCUCGUAAACGUAGGGCGGAAUUGGCGCAGUCGGUCAAGAAACUGAUAGAGAGCAAGGGGAAGGUUCCCCUCAUUAAUUAUCAGAAGUUGUUUAUGGAACUGAAAGAGUCUUCCAAUGUGAUGGUAACCCGUGAGCAAUAUGAGGAUGCGCUGAAGGAUUUGCAAGAUGACGGGUUGAUCGUUGUGAUGGGUAAAACUUCGAUACGUGUGUGUAACAACAGGGAUUAAAGUUUUUUAAUAUGAUUAUAUCAAUAGCUUUAAGUUUUAAUUUUAUUACAUUUUUAUG
Anoplophora glabripennis (Asian longhorned beetle) is the source of this 2818-nucleotide messenger RNA. It is a transcript of the gene dpa, whose product is annotated as DNA replication licensing factor MCM4. The record is from RefSeq and is a predicted model, not a curated record. Gene Ontology annotation, molecular function: ATP binding; single-stranded DNA helicase activity; single-stranded DNA binding. Gene Ontology annotation, cellular component: nucleus; MCM complex. NCBI's taxonomy places the organism in Eukaryota, Metazoa, Arthropoda, Insecta, Coleoptera, Cerambycidae. The transcript has 14 exons. Gene Ontology annotation, biological process: mitotic DNA replication initiation; DNA strand elongation involved in DNA replication; DNA replication. The coding region runs from base 46 to 2760 and encodes 904 amino acids.